AAGUAAUAACAAAAACAUGGCGGCAUUUUCGACUGCUGGAGAAUCAGUAAAUAGUUAUUUCAAUAUUGACGACAUUCUAGCAAGUCAAGAGAAGAUACCAUGCAGCUUUAAUGUUGAUGUAGCUGCGAUGGGUAUGGAUUUAAAAGAAAAUUUGUUGGUUGAUAUUUUAAAUCAGGGGUCUCAAUCAUCCGAGGGCGCGGGAGGCAGAGUCUGAGUCAACUGAGUGAGACUGGGCCACAUCUCAAGUAUUCCACAAAAAAGCGAUUACAAAUUCAAUAAAGUAAAAAUGUUACAGUCUGCUCAACCUUUUGUAAUAACAAAUAAAAACUGCUUGUUGCCAGAGACCUGACAGGCCACGUGACCAAGCUGACAGGUUCGGAAUUUUCCUCACUUGUAAACAUAAGCUGCAAUUUUAAUAGGGAUUCUUUGAUACUUGUCAGAUUGCUAUGAUUUACACAAUUAUGGUUGCACAUUACCCACUAACUGACUUUUUAAAUUUGUAUAUAUAAUAUUCAAAGAAGCGUGUUUUCUCAAACCGCACUUUGCCAAUGUUUGUCUCAUAAAAUGCUACAAAUUAAAAUAAGAACUUUUAGUCCGAUUUUAAAAUGUUUUUUGCCAUUAUAAUCAACAUCUAAAUCUGUACAAAAAUAAUGAAAGUCAGUAUUGGUGAGGUUCGACCGAAACCGUCAGAAUGGGGAAACUGCGCAGGCCGCAUUAACACUAAAUUUGCUUUCAUGUCGCGGGCCGGGCUGCAAAAUAUCGUCUUGCAGCAGGAAAUGGCCCACGGGCCACGAGUUUGAGACCCCUGUUUUAAAUGAUCUGAAUCUGAUUUUUUUUUAUGACUUAUCAAGACUUGUGAUAAGUAAAGUAACAGUAACAAUAACAAGCAAGCGAGUCAUAAGUUGACAUUUCAUAAGUAUAAGCCAUAAGUGAUAAAGUUAUAAGCACACUGACACUUGUCACUGCACAGUCUAAAAAUUGAAGUGAAAGUGACAAAGAUUACACUUACACCCAAUAGGACUGACUAGUCACAAAUACUAGUGCAGUGAAACUUGGAAAUAACGCAAAUCUUUGAGUCUUGUGAUGAGACUGAAGAAAACGUUAAAAGUGGUGCUGUUUGUUUGCAGGGUGUUAUUUUUAGAUUCAGCCAGUACUAAGAAACUAUUGCAUUUCAGGUUGAGUUAGCGUAGGGAUUGUUAAUCAGGGGUGCCUGCAUUCCCUUGGGCUUGGGAGCAAGAGGCAGUGUCAGUGUAGGAACUUUAGAAACAUCGAAAAUUGGGUAUCAUAAUUACGUUAUCAAAAGGGUGACCUAAAAUAUCAUUGUUUAGGAUUUUUUUGCUGAUUAUAGGCUAUAGUACACCAUGCACAUUCUUUUUCUGCUUUGUAUCUUAGAGUAGAUAUCUGUUUUUCUCAUUAGACAAAUUGUUCAAAAAUAGAAUUUAAGGUUUCAACUUUGAAUAUUGAAGGUGAAAUAAUGCGAACUUUACUGAGUCAUAUUUUUUUACUUACAAGAAAAGAUAUUCAGAAAUAAUUGCGUACAUUACAACAUAUAAAAAAAAUUUGUUUGGUUAGGUCCAGAGUUUGGUCAGAAAGUAAGUGACAAACUUUUGUCAUGUGUCCCAAAAAUAGGUAUUAUCCAUAAAAUUAACAUUUUUUUAUGUGGUGAAUUUUUUUUAUACAUACUGGAAAGUAUUCAAUAAUAACUUUUUUAAAAAACAGGCAAUUUAAUAACACAAAUAUAUUUUUUAAAUAUGAUUUUUAUGCCUUUAUUUAGAUUUAAACGAAUUUAGCCUUUUUUGUUGGUGAGUGGGAAUAUAGCAGAAUAGCCUUUACUACACUGCUUUACACUUACAGUCUUACAAAUAAUAAGUAUAUAAAGACCCACCACAACAUAUUAUAUGUUAGACUUAUUAUGGGUCAUCAAUAAAGUAUGUCACACUAUAUUUUGGUAAUUUUGUAUCCCUCUCCCCUGUCAAAAUAUGUCAUAAUUCUAAAGCCCCCCCCCCCCCCCCCCCCCUGGUCAUCAAUAAAGUAUGUCACACUAUAUUUUGGUAAUUUUGUAUCCCUCUCCCCUUUCAAAAUAUGUCAUAAUUCUAAAGCACCCCCCCCCCCCCCCCCCAACCAAGAAUUUCGAACUUUCCAACUAAAUAGUUGUAUUAAAAUUAAAAACUAAUUAAUAUUUAAACUAAAGCACAGUCAACUAUUAAACCUAUUAUAUUUAUAAAAGUGCCAACUUAAUCCAGAAUAAAUCUAUCACAACAAAAAGUUUAACAUCACUGUAAAUGUCAAGUUUUAUUUGUACCGGUAAUGAUAAAAAAAUAAAAUGUCACAUUGUUAUAGAAAUUUAUAUCUGAAAUAUUAUUAUUGUGGGACAUGAAAACCAAUUAAUUAAUUAAAUAAAAAUGAGUGUCAAGUCAGCAUAUUAAAAAAAUUGUUAAUAAAGAAAAUUAUAGAUAUAUAAAAAGAAAUUUGAGGAAUAUUGACAGUAACUAAAUUUAUAUUUUGUGUCUUGUUUUUUGUAAUGCUCAUAUCUAACUAUAUUCCCUGUAAAUAUUAUAAUUUUACCUAAUUUUCUAUUAGUUAUUUGCCUAAAAUAAAAAUAAAAACGGCUUACGAAAUGUCGAGGAAAUUUCAAAAGUAAAAAAGUGAUUAUUAUGUCCUUAGUAAAAAAUUCAACAUUUUUGACCCACUUGAGCUAGAAAGUUGAUCUUCAUGUUUUUGUAAACCAUUUACUAGGCGCUUAACAGCUUCAGUAACUGUAUAUUUUUAACUUAUUAUUGAAAUUUUAACCAAAGUGUCUAAGCGGUGUGACAGUGUGGGAAAGACUCAGGUUUUUUGCAUUUUUAUUAGGAUUUCUUAUAAUUAUAAUGGAGAAUAUGGGAAAUAUAUUUUGAGAUCAAGAUGGGUUGCAGGAAGUGUUUUUGAAAUCAAGAGGGGGUGGGGGUGCAGUUCUGCAAAAAUUUUAAUAGCCUCUGAGCUAAUGCAUAUGGCAUGGACAAGGCUAUAUCUUUACAAUGUUAAUUAUUUCCAGGUUUCACUUUACUAGGCUAAGUGACUAAACAUUUAAAAAUGUUACAUUGUCUAGGCCUGUUGUAUAGCUUGGUUACAAGCCACAAUAAGGGUACCUUUCUUACUUAUAAAACUUAUAAAUAAACUUUAUUAGGUCCAUAAAUAAAUUAUAUUAUUAUGAUGGCUUACAGAUAGUGCUGAAAUAUUUAGCAGCUAAAUGUCAAGGUGUAAGAAUCCCUGAGAGUCUGUUUUGUGCCAGGCAGAGGGAUACUGAAGGCAAAGGGGGGUAGUACGGUAGUGUGAGCAGGUGGUCAGUAGAGCAGGGGAGAGUGAGUGGGUAGGACACUGACCAUAUCAGUGUUAUGGUCAGUUUAUGUUAGGAGUGUUGUCAGAGAGCCCUUUGGUAUGUGUGGUUCUUUGGUAUGUGUGGUUCUUUGGCUGAGCUUUUUAGCGAAACCCAGAUUACUAAUGGGAGAACUUGUUAGAAUAGAGAGUAGUGAAAGAAAAGUUUAUAAUUACUAACUGGAAAAACUCUUGCGUAAGUCUUUGUGUAUUUUGUGUACAGUGUGAAAGUCAUACCCUAGACAACAGAGUAACAGACCUGAACUUAUUCGGGACACUAAACUGAUACAACUGGGCUACUAUCCUGCAAAGGGGGUUCCACUUACAUUACUUAUGCGCUGAUACGAUGCACGCUUGGAGGCCGAAUAUUGUGUGUAUGUGUGCAAUAAAAGAUAACUUUGCUUUCUUGAGCAUUCGAAGAGUGCAUCAUAACGGAUAAAAACAUGAACCUCCUUUUUAUCAUUAUCCACAUAAAACGGAAGCCCAUAAACUUAAGGUAGUAUUUUUUAACCUUAAUUUCUAAAUUUGUCUUUUUUUUUUUCAGGCUACCUUGAUCAGAGCACAACAAAUGUUGACAUAAGUGUUGGGACUAAGCUAGAACUGCCCUUCUGGCUAGCACGUUAUUUAUACAGGGGUACUCGGAGUAUAGUCAGCUUAGAAACACCAAAAAGCUACAGAGAAGGCUACAGGCAUAUACUAAAGGCAGACCCCAAUGUGGUAGAUCUUCAUAGACUUGGACCAUUUUUUUAUUUAUUUGGCGGAAAACUAAUCUCAUUUCAGCUCCCUGAUGCUGACGAUAUAGCCAGUAUUUUAUUGAAGGUAGAUAUUUCAUUUUAUUUUUACAAUAUAUAAAAAAAACACUUUUUUUUUGUCACAGUCAAGCAUCGAAUUCUAGGCUUUUAUUUUUGUUUGUUCCAAAAAUAAUUUAUGAUAAAACAUCAUGUGUUUUUGUUGUGCUGACCACCAUUGUGCAACUUAUUUUACAUAAUUCUUGAAACACAUCGCUUUGUAUUCUAGUGGCAAAGUGUAAGAUUCUUGCUAAUAAAACAAGAGGCUGAUAAUACAAGAUUGUAUCAAGAGGCUGUACAUGAAAGUGUUAAGCUCUCAGAAUAGACCUUAUCAAUAUCAUUUAGUCUGACUCUAAUUUUGUAUUGCGGAGUGUUUUGUAAUACUUUGAGACUCGAUUUUCGAUGAAAACAUUAUUACAAGUUAUGUUAUAAAACAUACUGAUAUAAAUGAUUUAUACACUGAUAUUAAUUGCUAAGUUGUGUAGCGAAAUUCAGUUUGAUGCAAUUUAUCAAUUAAAGCCAAACACUGGUAGCUUCCAUACUAAACAUUAACGUGUGGGUUGGCUUUUUAGACUUAGGCGUUGUCUGCAUGUUAAAAAAAACCAACACAUUACCAAAAAGCUGUAAAACCCAUUUAUGCAAUUUCAGAAAUGACGAACUAUUUAAAUACUGUUUUAGCUUUAUUUGAAGGAGAAAAGAAAAUAUAAUAAAAACAUUUGAAUGGCUAUUUGUGAAAUGUAUAUUUUUUUGCAUAGUAGAAAUGCUACCUGGAGAGUCUAGAAUGUAUCAUUAUUUGAAGAAAGUAAAAUAAAUCUAUAUUAAAGUUGAAGCCCGAAGGAAAAAAGGCCAGGGUUCUAUGGUGUCAACCAUUGAUAAAAUUGAUAUUAUUGAUUAUUGUGUUGCUUUUUAUUCCCAGACUUUCCAAGGUAGAUUUCGACGUAUAAUGGAUGGUUCCCAGAAUGCACUACACACCGACCUGACAGGUCAAGUUAGCAUGCUAGAUGAGCAAGAACGGCAGCUGUUUGCCGCUGGACAGCAAGGGCUGCACGAUUUUCAGAAAUGGGAAAACAGGGAAUCUGAGAAGUUGUCAACAUCGGUUAUGAUAGCUAACCACAGGAAGCGGAAGCGUAUUGGAGUCAGCACUCAGCCCUCAUGACAGUCUUUGCAAUAAUUGUGUUAUUAAAAAUAUAGAAACAUUACAGUAAUUGUGUCAAUAAAAAAAUAUAGAAAAUUACAAUAAUCGUGUCAAUGACAUAGGGAGGUAAACAUAGCUCUCACCUUUUUUAUUUGCCCUUUUUAUAAAUAAAAAAUAUUGAAGAUGCCCAAAAAAAUCCCUAUGAAAAUGAAAGAAUUAUUGAUUAAAAAUUCACCUUUAUUAACAUUA
This is a messenger RNA of Lymnaea stagnalis (great pond snail), 5523 nucleotides long. The record is from the annotation of a GenBank genome assembly. Lineage: Eukaryota; Metazoa; Mollusca; Gastropoda; Lymnaeidae.